Molecule: messenger RNA, 924 nt
Organism: Fusarium keratoplasticum
Lineage: Eukaryota; Fungi; Ascomycota; Sordariomycetes; Hypocreales; Nectriaceae
Exons: 3
Coding region: 1-924 (307 amino acids)
Biological process (GO): carboxylic acid metabolic process
Molecular function (GO): oxidoreductase activity, acting on the CH-OH group of donors, NAD or NADP as acceptor
Source: RefSeq, a predicted model, not a curated record
AUGAAUUCGGUUUCUCAGAUCGCAAUCGUCGGCGUGGGCCAGGUCGGCGGCGCCGCAGCCUACUCGCUCAUCCUCGCCUCUCUCGCGAGCGAGUUGCUCCUCGUCGACAUCGAUAUUGAUUUGAGAGACGGCCAGGUCCGGGACCUUUCCGAUGUGGCCUACAGUUGUAACAGCAGCACGCUCGUACGAGCGGCCUCACACCAUGAGGCAGCCAAGGCCGACAUUGUGGUCAUCACGGCGGGAUCCAAGCACAUGAUAGGCCAAACCACCGUCGACUACACAUCCCGGAACAUGUCAAUUGUUAGGGAAGUAGUCGAGACAAUGAAGCCGUUCAGAUCAGACACCAUCCUGCUUAUCGUGUCAAACCCUGUCGACCUGCUCACAUCCCUCGCCCAUGAGCUCUCCGGACUUCCGACGUCUCAAGUCUUGGGCUCAGGCACCUUCCUAGACUCGGUGCGGCUCCGUGGUCUGGUGGCCGUGCGGGCUGGAGUCGCGGCUAAUUCGAUGGAUAUCUACGUGGUCGGCGUACACGGAGAUCCAGUCGUAGCAUGGUCAGUGGCAACAGUUGGUGGCGUCCCCAUGGAUAAAUCGCUCCCGCCCAACGUUCUUGACCGUGUCGAGCUUGCGGAUGAGUGCAAGCAUCGAUCGCAGAGCAUAAUCAGAGCUAAAGGUGCCACUCCUUUUGGGCUCGGCUCUAUUAUAUGUAGUAUGUGUUCCUCUAUCCUCUUGGAUAAGCGCAAUGUUCGUCCCGUCAGCCAUUUCCAACCGGAUUUUGGUUGCUCUUUUAGCUUGCCCGCGGUCCUCGGGAGGAAGGGAGUUAUGAGUACGAUUCAGAUGCCUCUAGACCGUGACGAGGAGGCUCAUAUAGCUGAGUCGGCGAAGGAACUGAGGGAAACUAUUGACUGGAUCCAUCAGAAUUAUUAG